GUGCUCCUCGUGUCGCUCAAGUGCGGCGGCACGGGCCUCAACCUCACGCGCGCGAACCACGUCUUCCUGCUCGACACGUGGUGGAACGCGGCCGUCGAGGAGCAGGCCAUGGACCGCGUGCACCGCCUCGGCCAGACGCGGCCCGUGACGGCCGUGCGCCUCGUCGCGGACAAGACCGUGGAAUCUCGCAUCCUCGACAUCCAGCAGGCCAAGACGCUGGUGUCCGCGGGCGCGCUCGCGCGGCUCAGCGCCGACGAGGUCCGCAAGGCGCGCCUCGGCGACAUCAAGCGCCUCUUCGAG
Messenger RNA from Aureococcus anophagefferens, 300 nucleotides. RefSeq lists its product as hypothetical. The annotation marks the transcript as partial. NCBI's taxonomy places the organism in Eukaryota, Pelagophyceae, Pelagomonadales, Pelagomonadaceae. The record is from RefSeq and is a predicted model, not a curated record. The transcript has a single exon.